Thelazia callipaeda (thelaziosis nematode) is the source of this 237-nucleotide messenger RNA. The record is from the annotation of a GenBank genome assembly. Lineage: Eukaryota; Metazoa; Nematoda; Chromadorea; Rhabditida; Thelaziidae.
AUGUCUUGGGUAUCGUUGAGACUAGUGGAAGAGAAGCAAAAGAAAGGUCACCGCGAGGACUUAGAGUCUUAUCGUACUAGUACUUGUGAUGUGACGAGUGGAAAAGGGGUGGAGUGUUGUUUGGUGACGUUGUUAACAAGUAGACGGAAUAUAACACCUCAUUCCUCUCACGCUAUUCAUCCAUCAUUCUUUAAUCGAAGUAAAGGUGAUCAGAAGACAGUACCUGAUUCGUACUAA